Messenger RNA from Marmota monax (woodchuck), 3985 nucleotides. Its product is annotated as cytochrome c oxidase assembly protein COX18, mitochondrial. The transcript has 6 exons. Gene Ontology annotation, biological process: mitochondrial respiratory chain complex IV assembly; protein insertion into mitochondrial inner membrane from matrix. Gene Ontology annotation, molecular function: membrane insertase activity. Bases 133 to 1146 code for a protein of 337 amino acids. The record is from RefSeq and is a predicted model, not a curated record. NCBI's taxonomy places the organism in Eukaryota, Metazoa, Chordata, Mammalia, Rodentia, Sciuridae. Gene Ontology annotation, cellular component: mitochondrial inner membrane.
GUCAAUCGGAAGGCUGCGGAACGGCGCGCACGGCUACGCCUAGUACAGUUGGCGCCUGCGCGGGCUCUGGGUUGAGCGGUGCGAAUCGCUGGUCCCGGAGUCCCGCGACCUGAGCUCCGCUCCAGCGUAGGCAUGAUGUGUGGGAUGGGUUGUCGGUGGCAGCGGGUGCUACCUACCCUACAGCUGCGGACUAGGGGCCUGCCUCUUCUGCCAUCCCUCUGGAACGGCGCCAAACCCCCAGCUCUCCCAAUGUGGGCGGUGGCGUCAGUUUCUGCAGUUUCCCCUGACGGUGCGGGCGGCUGGUACGAGGCCCUAGCCACGUCCGCGCCGGUGCGGGCCGCUGAGGAAGUGCUGCUCUGCGCGCACGCCGCCACAGGCCUUCCCUGGUGGGGCAGCAUCUUGCUCACCACUGUGGCCCUGCGCGGCGCUGUCACGCUGCCCCUGGCCGCUUACCAGCACUACAUCCUGGCCAAGGUGGAAAAUUUGCAACCAGAAAUAAAAAACAUUGCCAAGCAUCUUAAUCAUGAAGUUGCAGUUUAUGCAAAUCAGUUGGGAUGGUCCAAGAGAGUUACCAGGCUCACUUAUCUAAAGAAUAUGAGGAGGCUUGUUUCAGAGCUGUAUGUUCGGGACAACUGCCACCCUUUCAAAGCCACUGUGUUGGUCUGGAUUCAGCUUCCAAUGUGGAUCUUCAUAUCUGUUGCCCUUCGGAAUUUUAGCACAGGGGGAGCACAUUCAGAAGCAGGUUUUUCUGUUCAGGAACAAUUAGCUACUGGUGGGAUCCUCUGGUUUCCUGAUCUCACUGUGCUGGAUUCUACUUGGAUUCUUCCUGUCUCCCUUGGUGUCACCAAUUUAUUAAUAGUGGAGAUUUUUGCUCUACAGAAAAUUGGAAUGUCUCAUUUUCAGACGUAUAUUACAUACUUUGUCCGUGCUGUAUCAGUAUUGAUGAUUCCAGUUGCUGCAACAGUACCUUCUUCAGUUGUUCUCUACUGGCUGUGCUCCAGCUUCAUGGGCCUUUCACAGAACUUGCUGCUGCGUUCUCCUAGAUUUCGCCAAUUUUGCCGAAUACCGUUGACCAAGUCCAAUUCAGAUACUCCUUAUAAAGACCUCUUUACUGCCUUCUAUGCCAAGUUCAUUUCAAGAAAAUGACAUAUUUUCCAAUAAUUUUGAAAUGAUUGUAUCGUUAUGACUUUAAUGUAUUAAGUUUAGAUGUUUAGGUAUUAUUUAAUUUGCCUUUAUAUAAAAAUCAUGAACUCUCUGAAAAUGUAUGGGUUAAGCUAUAAUCCAGAUAUAUUUGACAAUAAUUAAAAUCUUUGAAGUACUAGAAAUGUAGUAUGCUUAAUUGUGAAAGAGUAUGAGAAUUAAACUUAAGUAUCUGUCCCAGUUCAUAAAAUUACAACUUGUUAGAGGCGUUUAAAGAAUGGGAUCUGAUAACGAAUGAUGUCAAAUUGUACAAAAAAGUCCCACACAUUAAAGUUUUGUAAAAUAAAAGGAUAUAGUGAGAUGAUUCUUAGUAUUUUGCAUAGGGGCAGAAUUACAGACUUAAGUAAGUAUACAUUCUACUGGGUACAGUAUCACAUACCUGUAAUUGCAGUUACUCAGGAGGAUGAGGCAGGACAAUCAAAAGUUUGCAGCCAGCCUGGGCAACUUAGCAAGAUCCUGUCUCAAAAUUAAGAAUAAUAAAUAAAUAAAUAAAUAAAUAAAUAAAUAAAUGAACAAAUGAACAAACGAAUGAACUGGAAGUGGUAGAGCACUUUGCUUGUCUUGUAUGUGCUAGGCUCUGCCUGGGUUUAAUCCCAUGUACCACCAAAGGGGGGAAAAAAAAAACAAAACACCUGUACAUUCCAUUUUCUAUUUAAGAACUCUGGAAUACAGAAUAUGACACUAUUUACUGCUAGAGCCUAAAGUAGAAAUUUUUAGGCAUUAAGUUUAUUUAGCCAAAGAUAGAAAACUAGAAGGGCUGUUACAUAUUAUGAAGGUGAUUUUAAACAUUUAUUUGGGAGGAUAAAGUAUUCUAGUGGGCUUGUGAAAAAGACUUAACAUAGGAAAACUUGACAGCAGAAGUUAUGACUCCAGUUUUUUGCUUAAUUUGGAACCAUGAUAAAAUUAAUUAUGGUUGAAUAUUUAGGAAUAAGUUUGGCAGAUAAAUUGGAGAAGAUUAUAAAUUUUCCUUGAGAUAAAAUAUGGACCUGAUUCUAAGAAACCUUGUCAUACCAUCUUUUUCUUUGGUAGUGGGGAGUACUGGGGAUUGAACUCAUGGGCACUUGACUAAUGAGCCAUAUCCCCAUAUUUUAUUUAGAGACAGGGUCUUAAUGAGUGCUUAGCGCCUCACCAUUGCUGAGGCUGGCUUUGAACUCGCCAUCCUCCUGUGUCAGGUUCCCGAUCCACUGGGAUUAAAGGUCACAUAAUUGCAAGUGAAGUUGUGCAGUUCAGAGACUGAGCUAGUUGAGUGUUUUCCAUCAUCACCAAGUAGACCCUUGUCUCCAUGAGCAGCUGAAAGCCAUAACAUUCUAAGAGCUUAGAACUGUUAGAGUCUAGAACGCCAGCAAACAAAGCAAAAUGAAAACAACUGAACCAAAUUGAUGUCAGCUGAGGACUAACAGCCACAGAGACAAUGUCAUUGGGUGACUGGAACAAAUUAUGAUUGCAAAGCCUUAGUGUGAUACAGUCUAAAAGCAAAAGGAAUUACUAGGAAAUUGUGAACUUCAUGCAAUAAUUAAAAUUCUCUCGUUGAUAUUGCAUUAUUAUGUUUUGAACAUUUUUGUUGUCAGAUGAAAAAUAGUUGUAUUCAUUAGGUGUAUUUGUGCUACCAAGACAAAUUCUAUUAUGCUGCUCAUACCACCAAGAAGAUAUUAUUGAAUAUAUUUAUUGGGAAUAUUAUAAGAUUCAUGUUUUCAAAAUACACUUUAUGAUUGUAGAAUUUGUAGGGUCAACCCAAAGUUGCUUACAAUCUGGUCAUAUGGAUCAUCCCUGGAAAAAAAGGAUUACUUCCACAAAAGAGGAUCCUUCAUCGCCCAUGCUCAGAAUGCCUGACUUUCAUGUCUGUUGUACCUGUCUUUCCACAAUCCCAAUUAAGAAGGAUUUAUGAAAGUAUUUUGAUAGUAAUUGAUUGAUAUCCAUAGGAACCACAAGGCCUGACUGAUAUAAAAAAUAAAAACAAAAGGAAUGUUUGCAAAAUGCCCAAGUGUUAUCAAUGAGAUUUAAAUUAAAGAAUGCUUUCCUCCACAGACCUUGCCUAGUUCUCAGAACACUUAACUUUUGCUUUGCUUAACUUGAACAAGAAGACUUAUUAAUGUAGUUAUACUGAAAGAGUAAGUCCUAAAGAGAAUCUUGUUUCCUCAGGUUGUACCACUGACUGCCUUCUUAGGUAAGUUUGACAAGAUAUCUUUGCCUUUUAUUGCCUGGUCUUAUACUGCUGAUUUUUUUUUUGUGGGGGGGGGGUGUUUCUGGGUAUUUUAGUUAAAAUUUUUGAUGGAAAGACCUGGAAAUAAAAAUAAAUGCUCCGACAGAGCAGUCACUCUUAUUGAAUUAUUCUACAUGAGGCAACAACAAAAAAAAGACAUAUCCUUGAAGAUCUUCGCUAGACUUCAGAGGUCCAAGAACUCUGUUACAAGUUGCUAUGGAAAUGCCCAAUUUGUGUUUUUUAAAUAUUUUGAAAUUUCACAGGCGUGCUUCUUUCCCUUUAUAUUCCUAACAAGGCAAUUACAUUUAUUUUGCCAUAUUUGAGAAUUGGAAAGAUGGUACUGUAUUUGAUUUAGCUUUGAUUUUUAUCACUUUACUAUGGGAAAAUCAUAGCUCUGCAAGACAACUUGAAAAUGGAAUGUGAAAUAUACCUAUGUUCAUUUGUCUCCAGCUGCAUUUGUGUGUGUUCCAACUUGCAUACAAUUAAUAAUUUGAGAAAUUUAUUCUAAUUAUAACCUCAAGCUUCUGGAAUGUUUGUGAAUGAUGAAUGCUUCUGAGGGUGGGAGAAUUAAAAAUAUAAAAUCUG